Paramacrobiotus metropolitanus is the source of this 2819-nucleotide messenger RNA. Its product is annotated as proline-rich protein 36-like. The coding region runs from base 83 to 2656 and encodes 857 amino acids. Gene Ontology annotation, molecular function: Toll binding; growth factor activity. Gene Ontology annotation, biological process: regulation of Toll signaling pathway; central nervous system formation; innate immune response. The record is from RefSeq and is a predicted model, not a curated record. Gene Ontology annotation, cellular component: extracellular region. The transcript is spliced from 6 exons. Lineage: Eukaryota; Metazoa; Tardigrada; Eutardigrada; Parachela; Macrobiotidae.
UCGUUUGCUCCAAUUUUUCUACACCGUAGAAACUGACUGCGGAAAGAAACAUAUAUAUUUGAGCACGACUUAGAUCGAAAAAAUGUUACCCACUUCAAAGCAGUGUGCGGGAUGUUGGGUCAUUCUGGUUUUUGUUAUUUGCGGAUGUAUUUGCAGUGAUAGUCCCGAACCGAGUAAACGCGCACGGGCUAAUCAGCCGGACGAUCCUCUGCCGGCGUCCAACCCACCCGGCGGGCAGUCAGCUACGCAUUUGCACGGACAUAGGCUUGGCGGCAACGACGAUGCCGAAGGAGAAGGCGACGACGGGGAGAACGAAAACGAGUCGGAAAAUAACGGGAAUAACAAUACAGGAAAUACACCCUAUCCUGUAAAUGCUCGACCGGCAAAAUCUGGAGCGGGAAGCUCAUCCUCGGGUUCAGCCGAAGCGGCGGAAACGCCAAUUGCUCCGCCUCCUGAACCAGCGCUGCCUCCAUUGGUCGUUAUUGGUGAACCUGUGCAAACAUUCGCUGGUCAGCUGCAACACCGUCCCUCUCCAGCGGUCAACAAGCACUUGUUCGCCUACCAUCAAAAAGCCCAUCUCAAAGCUCCAGUCUGCUGUGGAAAAAAGGCUCCCAGUCCGUACAGUGCGCCACUGACAUCCCAUCAAGAAAAGACCAGCAUUUCCCAAGUCCAGCUGGUAUCCGUGGCGGCACCGUCUGCACCAUUGACUCCCAAACAACCGGUCGCCGCCGCGAGAAUCGUCAAUGAAAAACUCGUUCAGGUAGUCGCCCUCCCGGUAUCAAAAGUGCAACCUAAUCGGUUACCACCUGGAGAAAAUGUCGUCAUUGGGAAACAAAUCAUCAGUGUGGCAUCUCAUCCGAAAUCAAUCCCGGAAAAGCCUGCCGCACCGGCCGCUUUUUCCAGUAACGUCGCCUCACAGAAUCAGCUACAGAUUGUGACAAUAGCCUCUCCGGGUGUGCCUCCGACACCGUUGGCCGCUCAGCCCAUUGUGCUGCUGGAACGACAGAUUGCUGCCAAACAUAUCCACGCUCCCGGGUCAAUUCAUCCGCCUACGGUUCCGGCUUCCCCUGCGGUUGCUGCCGCUAAUCAUCACGCCACUUCGCUAAAUCAAGUACAGAUUGUCGCCGUGCCCGGUUCGCCGGCUUCGGCGCCUCCCGCAACACCCGGCGCAGUUGUGGAGAAGCAAGUGCAGAUUAUUUCCACAUCGGUAGCAGCGCCAUCUACUCCACCUAAGCACAUACCUGCGGCAGCGCCAGCGCAUAUUGAAAAGGUCACCAAUGCACAACAGAUUCAGUUGGCCGCCAUUGCCGCUCCCAUUCAUCCAGCGCCGGGGAAAAUCGGAUUUUCUUAUCUCAGUCCACCGUCGCGGUUGCUCGGCAAGCAGUUCGGCAGUGUGUAUACGCUGCCAGCACCACCUGGACCCAGUAAUGUGUACCCCGUUCAACAUGCCACGCUGGGAAUGAGUUCGGUCGCGUACGGACCAAGUAAGAGUGAUCACCUUGAACAACCCGUGUAUCGCAUUAUAACUCCCACUGUUAUCCCAGCGCAUACCCUGUCGCACACCAAAUAUCGCGUUGCAGACUUCCACUCGCCGUUGGUGGGAUCCAUGUUGCCGGUGCCGCCGGGUUACAUUAAACACGGACAUGCCGGACAUACGGGCGCUGCUGCUAACCAAUUACAAGCUGUACAUUUAUCUCAACUGCAGAAUAAACACUACCCACAAGAACCCUCUGUCCCGGCCAGAAUUGCCGCAAAACAUGCUUAUCCAGCUGCACUGGGAGAAGUAAUCGUCUCCAUCAGUAAACCACCCGGUCUCGUUAUUCAACCAAAUUCACCAGCAUAUCCGCCUCCAGUCCCCACUAUCGUUACGCCGGUUGAGCAGCAGCCGACCCAGCCUAAUUCUCCACUUCUUAUCCCGUCCACACACGUCGACCCUUAUGCACCGGCUCCCGCGUAUCCGCCUCAGCCAACAGUCGACACGGGCUCCAGCUCCGUAGCCAUCUCGCAUAAUGAAGUGGCAAUUACACAACUGGACAGCUAUAUUUCCCCACCCUGCGCCCAAUCAGGAUUGUCGUACUGCUUUACGGAUCCGGACUAUCCUAUAGCGGAAAUUAAUGCGUACAUUACGACCUAUCCGGAGAGGUAUCAGAUUUUGCGCUCGAUGGUGACAUGGAAAACAAACGCACAGCAUGUCAGCGCUUCCUCUUCCCUUACCGCCAAUACCGCUUCUCAAGCAUCCGGCGAAGCUGCUGAGCCAGCACCAGCUGAGCCGACACCCACCGCUAGUAAUGCUACGGAAAUGUGCGUUUCCCAUGUCAAUCCAUCUGCAAAACUUUAUCGGGCGCUUAAUGCGCAUGAUAAAUGGAAAUGUAUUGUCCACUUGCCGGAAGCGUAUCAAGCUGCACAUUGUGACACCUGCGAUACGAAUCGCACCUGUAAAUAUGUCGACAGCAGGAUUCAGAGUCAGUGCGUACAAGAAUUCGUCCUACAGCAAAUGAUGGUUUACUCACCGGAAUUUGGCCUACAUUUGGACGAAAUGAAAGUGCCGCGAGGAUGCCAGUGUCGGCUAAUAGACACCGGCAGCCAUUAUCCACCACCUCCGCCACCGGUACCGACGGCUGGGUCAUACGUCAGCCCAACGGCUCAGCACUACUGAAUUCCAUAAUUUAUUGAACUCUAAUACAAAGACUCCUUAUUUUUUGUUGUUACAGUUUUUGGUUUAAUGUUCUGUGGACAACUGAUCCAAAUUUUUAUACAACAAAGCAAGCAGCUAAAAUAUUUUUGUGUGGCCUUUACGUUUCCAGAUCUGCAAUAAAUUA